Messenger RNA from Gasterosteus aculeatus aculeatus (three-spined stickleback), 1346 nucleotides. RefSeq names its product claudin-7-B. Gene Ontology annotation, molecular function: structural molecule activity. NCBI's taxonomy places the organism in Eukaryota, Metazoa, Chordata, Actinopteri, Perciformes, Gasterosteidae. Gene Ontology annotation, cellular component: membrane; bicellular tight junction. The record is from RefSeq and is a predicted model, not a curated record.
UCCCGUGACUCCUUCCCCAUUCAAGGUGCGGCAGAGGUGCAGGUGCGCAACGAUUCUCCCGGAGACGCUAUAAAUUGAAACGACGCCGUUCUUCUGCUGAUACCGUUGGAGAAAGGCGAAGGAAUACCCGAAGCAAACGCUUACGAAAGAACUAACUUUAUCAGCAACAAGUGGAACUUGGGCAGCGCUCGUCGGUUCGUUACGGGCGGGGGGGAUUUGGGACCUUCGCCACAGGUGGACGCCCGUCUUUUGUUCGCCGUCAAGUCGAGGAAGAAGUGAAAAAGGAAAACGAAAUGGCCAACUCGAGUCUCCAGAUGUUGGGCUUCUCCCUCAGCCUCCUGGGCCUAAUUGGAUUGAUCGUUGGCACCAUUUUGCCCCAGUGGAAGAUGUCCGCUUACGUCGGGGACAACAUCAUCACGGCCAUCGCCAUGUACGAGGGACUGUGGAUGUCCUGCGCGUUCCAGAGCACAGGCCAGAUCCAGUGCAAGGUGUACGACUCCAUCCUGCAGCUCAACAGUGCCCUCCAGGCGACGCGCGCCCUCAUGAUCGUGAGCAUCAUCGUAAUCGUGGUUGGCCUGGGCGCAGCCUGCAUGGGAAUGAAGUGCACCAACUGUGGAGGAGAUGACAAAACGCGCAAAACCCGCAUUGCCAUGGCUGCUGGAAUCAUCAUCCUGAUUGGCUCUUUGUGUGCCCUUAUCGCCUGCUCUUGGUACGCUAACGACAUCAUCAAAGCCUUCUACAACCCUUUCACCCCCGUCAAUACGAAGUACGAGUUUGGUUCUGCCAUCUUCAUUGCCUGGGCUGGAUCAUUCCUGGCUCUAGUGGGAGGCGGCAUGCUGGCGGCGUCCUGCCCGAAAGGCAGCCCAAAGUCCACGCCCAAGUAUCCCAUCUCCAGACCUCCCAGCAGCAGCAAGGAAUACGUUUGAGCAGUUAGGCUGUAUGAACACUGACAUUCAUGCUAGUCGAAGUGCAGAGCUUAUUGUUUUGGAGAGAUGUGUCCCAGGAUGCAAUCGCUGUUUUUUAAAAAAAAAUCUGUUAAUAUUUUUGUUCAGAAAUUUCCUCUUACUGCAAAAUUAUUUUUAACGCAUUAAAGUUUUUAAAAAUGGCUUUAAUUUAAAAGUAAAUUGGCCUUUCCAUACAGUUAGUGUCUUUUGAUUUGUAUGCUGUGUAGUAUAUCCAAAUAAAGGUAAAACACCACGUGAUAUUGCACAUUGAUUUCAUAUGCUACAAUGUACAGUGCAUUAGGAUGUACAAUGUCUUGAGUGGUUUGAAUGCACUGAUGUAGCGAUGGAACUCUGAUAGUGUGUGUAGGCCAAACAGCAGUAAAUCAUUUAUAUAUAAAAUUA